AUGAUCUUGAGUGAGGAUGAAAUUCAGAAUUUUGCAUUGGCAGAGAUUGAGAAAUUGUUGCAGAAUCUUGGCAAAACUUUGCGUGAUUUCCAUGGUUUGCCGUAUCCUGAUAAUCAAUAUCUUGAAUCAAGUGAAAAUAGACUCAUUACUGAUGAGUUGUGUUAUGAUCGUGAGGGUUUAGAGAGGGAAUAUUUGAAAUUUAUUUCCAAAUUCACUGAUGAACAACUUUUUGUGCAUGACACUAUAAUGUCGUCUGUGCAUUCUAAUGAUGGAGGAAUAUUUUUUGUUUAUGGCUAUGGAGGUACGGGGAAAACUUUCAUUUGGAGAUCAUUGUCUGCAGGGAUUCGUUCGAAGGGCGAUAUUGUUUUAAAUGUGGCGUCCAGUGGCAUAUCUUCUUUAUUAUUGCCUGGUGGUAGAACAACUCAUUCUCAGUUUAAAAUUCCCAUUAAUGUGAAUGAAGAUUCUAUGUGCAAUAUUAAACCAGGCGGUGCACUUGCUGAGUUGAUUGUGAGAGCUAAGCUUAUUAUAUGGGAUGAAGCUCCGAUGAUUCAUAAACAUUGCAUAGAAGCCGUGGAUAGAACUUUAAGAGAUAUUAUGCGUGUAUGCAAUGAGUUACAUAGUAACAAACCGUUUGGUGGUAAAACUGUUGUUUUUGGUGGUGACUUUAGACAGAUCUUGCCAGUUGUUCCUAAAGGCAGUCAUCAAGAUGUUGUGAAUGCUACCAUUAACUCAUCUUAUCUUUGGAAGAGUGGCACAGAAUUUUCCUCUUGGGUUGCUUCUAUUGGCGAUGGUGUUAUUGGUGGUCCAAAUGAUGGUGAAGUGGCUAUUCAAGUUCCUAUUGACAUUGUUUUGUCAAAUUCUGGUGAUCCUCUUAGAACCAUUGUUUCAAACGUCUAUCCUUCUUACAUGAAUCCUGGAGAAUUGAUUAGUUGUUUGCAUGGUCGUGCUAUACUUGCUCCUACUUUAGAGGUAGUUGACGAGGUUAACCAAUUCAUGAUUUCUUUGGAUCAGUCUCAAGGUCGAGUUUACUUUAGUUCUGAUAGUAUUUCAAACUCUGAUUCCACAUCAAAUGGUCUUGCUGAGAUACAUUUUGUUGAGUUUUUGAAUAAUUUGAAGUGUUCUGGUACACCUAAGCAUGAAUUGUUGUUGAAAGUUGGUACUCCUGUGAUGUUGUUGAGGAACAUAGACCUGUCAAACGGGUUGUGUAAUGGCACAAGAUUGAUAAUUACACGAUUAGGUGAUUAUGUGUUAGAGGGACAGUUCCAAAGAAGACAAUUUCUUUUGGUUGUGUCGUAUGCAAUGACCAUUAACAAGAGUCAGGGUCAAUCACUCUCUCAUGUAAAAUCUGUUCUCAAUCAUGGACAAUUGUAUGUUGCUAUAUCAAGAGUCACAAGCCGUGAAGGUUUGAAGAUUUUGGUGUGUAAAGAUGAAGAAGAUGAAGGCAAUGAUGAUUCUACUGUUAACAUUGUUUAUAAAUAA
This is a messenger RNA of Salvia splendens (bonfire salvia), 1479 nucleotides long. RefSeq names its product ATP-dependent DNA helicase pfh1-like. Bases 1 to 1479 code for a protein of 492 amino acids. Gene Ontology annotation, molecular function: DNA helicase activity. The transcript has 3 exons. The record is from RefSeq and is a predicted model, not a curated record. Lineage: Eukaryota; Viridiplantae; Streptophyta; Magnoliopsida; Lamiales; Lamiaceae. Gene Ontology annotation, biological process: telomere maintenance; DNA repair.